AUGGUGCAUCGGCCAGUCUGGCCGGACGUGGACUUGGACGUGGACAUGGACGUGGACGUGGACGUGGACGUGGACGUGGACAUGGACAUGGACAUGGACGUGGACGUGGAGGUGGACGUGGACGUGGACGUGGACGUGGACGUGGACGUGGACAUGGACGUGGACGUGGACGUGGACGUGGACAUGGACGUGGACGUGGACAUGGACGUGGACGUGGACGUGGACGUGGACGUGGACAUGGACGUGGACGUGCACGUGGACGUGGACGUGGACGUGGACGUGGACGUGGACGUGGACGUGGACGUGGACAUGGACGUGGACGUGGACGUGGACGUGGACGUGGACGUGGACAUGGACGUGGACAUGGACGUGGACAUGGACGUGGACAUGGACGUGGACAUGGACGUGGACAUGGACGUGGACAUGGACGUGGACAUGGACGUGGACGUGGACAUGGACGUGCACGUGGACGUGGACAUGGACGUGGACGUGGACGUGGACAUGGACGUGGACAUGGACCUGGACAUGGACAUGGACGUGGACCUGGACAUGGACGUGGACGUGGACGUGGACGUGGACAUGGACGUGGACAUAGACGUGGAGGUGGACGUGGACGUGGACAUGGACGUGGACGUGGACGUGGACAUGGACGUGGACAUGGACGUGGACCUGGACGUGGACAUGGACGUGGACGUGGACAUGGACAUGGACGUCGAGGUGGACGUGGACAUGGACAUGGACGUGGAGGUGGACAUGGACAUGGACGUGGAGGUGGACAUGGACGUGGACGUGGACGUGGACAUGGACGGGGACGUGGACGUGGACGUGGACAUGGACAUGGACGUGGACGUGGAGGUGGACAUGGACGUGGACGUGGAGGUGGACAUGGACAUGGACGUGGAGGUGGACCUGAUCGUGGACGUGGACGUGGACGUGGACGUGGACGUGGACGUGGACGUGGACGUGGACGUGGACGUGGACGUGGACGUGACGUGGACGUGGACGUAG
Molecule: messenger RNA, 1008 nt
Organism: Closterium sp. NIES-65
Lineage: Eukaryota; Viridiplantae; Streptophyta; Zygnematophyceae; Desmidiales; Closteriaceae
Source: the annotation of a GenBank genome assembly